GAAAAUAGAAAAUAUGUAUCCAAUGAAAAUGCAGUGCGAUAGAAAGGAACCGCAGUGUGAUAGGGUAUGAAGCAUAUAUCAUCAUUUUCUUUGUAUUUUAGCGUCUUGUUAAAAUUAAAACUAAAACCCUCUUUCAAUUCCACACUCCUCUCUCUCACUCUCUCCGCCUAAUCCUAAAACCUUAUCUCUUCUUUCAUUUUUUCUCCAAUGGAUUCUCAAACCCUAUCUUCUUCUUCUUCCCAAUUUCCUGAACAACCUAAUAACACUCUUCUUAACGGCGUUAACGGUCACGGUUCCGAUUCCGAUGACGGUUUUCUUAGCGGUGAAGAUGAAACCGAACCUUCUAGACCUAUUCUCGUUCAUCCAGAUGCCAUCAAAUCCACCGGUGUUGUAGAACAGCCGCCUUUAGACGCUGAGAGUCCGAGACCUAUUGCUAAGAUAACCGACGAUGACGAAGACGUAGCGGAGGAUGAGGAGGAUGAGGAGGAAGAUUUGCAGAAAGGCGGUGAUGAUGAUGAAGUGAAGGAGGAGGAGGUUUUUGUUGAGGCGAAUGAUGGGGAGGUUUUUGUCGAGGCUGAUGAUAAGGGUUUUGAAGGGGAUGGAGUUGUUGAACUUGAAAAUGAAAUUAACAAGUUUUUACAAGAGGAGGCCGAGGCCGCAGCCGGAAUCAAUCAUUCUGAUUCUGUUGUUGUGGAAUCGGUUUCUGGUGAUAAUUUGGGGGAUGGUGGUGGUGACGGUGGUGAUGAGGAUGAGAAGUUUACAAGUGGUGGAGAUUUUGUUGUUGAUUCUCUUCAAGUUAAUCCUUUGGUGGAUGGAAGUGUUGCUGUUGUUGGGGAUGAAGUGGAAGUUGAGGUGUCUGAAAUUGAAAAGGUUGUGGCUCCUGUUCCUGAUUUGAGUGUUGAUAAUAGUUUUGAACCUAUUGAGGAGGUUGGUGGUGAAGGUGUUGUUGAUGAGAUUGGCAGUAGUUCUGAACCAGUUGAGAAGGGUGGUGAAGUUGUAGGUGGGGAUGUAGAGCCUGGUGAAGUUGUUGACAGUGGAGUUGGAGUUGAUGAUGUUGCACAUGAGCAAGUGAGUGACAUUGUUCCUACUGAGAAGGUUGUUGAUGAGGUUGUCAGUGGGGACGCUGAGGCUGGUGAAGUUGUUGAUGUUGCACAUGAGCAAGUGAGUGACAUUGCUCCUAUUGAGAAGGUUGUUGAUGAGGUUGUCAGUGGGAGUGCUGAGGCUGGUGAAGUUGUUGACAGUGGAGUUGAUGUUGCACAUAAUGAAAUUAGUGACAUUGCUCCUCUUGAGAAGGCUGGUGAUGUUAUUGAUGAGGUUGUUUUCAGGGAUGCCGAGUCUGAUGAGGUUGUUGACAUUGGAGUUGAUGAAGGUGUUGCACAUGAGCAAGUGAGUGAAAUUGCUCCUACUGAGAAAGGUGAAGAAAGUUCAGAAGUUGUGAGUCAGAGUUUGGAGGCCAAGGAAGAUAAGACAAACAUAGAGGGUGGGGCUGAGGGUGAAAUUGAGAGCCGUGUUGAUGGUGCUGUUGAGGAGGAAGUAGGGAGCAAUGUUGCUCAAGUGGAAGAUGGGAGCAAUGUUGAUAAUGUUGAGGUGGAAGAUGGCAGCCAUGUUGAUAAUGCUGUUUUGGAGGAAGCCGAGAGCAGUGUUGAUCGUGUUAUCGAGGUGGAUGAUGGUAGACAUGUUGAGGCUGCUGUUGACCAUCAUGUCGACAGAGAGAUUGAUGACUUGGUGUCGGAUACGAGGGAGGAAUCAAUGCUCUUUGGAGGCUCUGAUUCUGCCAAUAAAUACUUGGAGGAAUUGCAGAGGCAUAUGAGGGCCAGCGAGAGUUCUCAGGAUGACAGAAUUGACGGCCAGAUUGUAACCGACUCAGACGAAGAAGCGGACUCUGAUGAUGAAGGAGAUGGCAAGGAGCUCUUUGAUACUGCUGCUUUGGCUGCUCUUUUGAAAGCAGCAACUGGAGCGGGAGGAGAAGAUGGCGGCGGCAUCACCAUAACUGCUCAAGAUGGAUCGAGGCUUUUCUCUGUCGAGCGCCCUGCUGGUCUGGGCCCAUCACUCCAGACAGGUAAACCUGCUGUACGGUCAAAUCGUCCUAAUCUUUUUGCUCCUUCCAUUAGUAGAGCUGGUACUGUUGUUUCUGACACCAAUUUGAGCGAAGAAGAUAAGAUGAAACUGGAGAAAUUGCAAGAAAUUAGGAUAAAAUUCCUUAGAAUGGUGCAGAGACUAGGUUUUACUACUGAAGAAUCAAUAGCAGCACAGGUUUUGUAUCGGUUGACACUUGUUGCAGGGAGGCAAACUGGUGAAUUUUUCAGCCUAGAUGCUGCAAAGGAGAGUGCUUCCCGGCUUGAAGCUGAGGGAAGAGAUGAUUUUGAAUUUUCUCUAAAUAUAUUGGUUCUUGGUAAAACUGGGGUUGGAAAGAGUGCUACAAUUAAUUCAAUUUUUGGUGAAACCAAGACCAGCUUCAGUGCAUAUGGUCCUGCUACUACUGCUGUGACGGAGGUUGUUGGAAUGGUUGAUGGAGUGAAAAUAAGGGUCUUUGACACACCAGGUUUGAAAUCUUCUGCAUUUGAACAAAGUUACAACAGAAAAGUCCUGUCUAAUGUGAAGAAAUUGACCAAAAAAUCUCCCCCUGAUAUUGUUCUAUAUGUGGAUCGCCUUGACCUACAAACUAGAGAUAUGAAUGAUUUGCCCAUGUUGAGAUCAGUUACUAGUGCCCUUGGUCCGUCAAUAUGGCGAAAUGUGAUUGUCACUCUGACUCAUGCUGCCUCUGCUCCUCCAGAUGGGCCUUCAGGCUCCCCACUAAGCUAUGAUGUAUUUGUUGCUCAAAGAUCCCACAUUGUUCAACAAACAAUUGGACAGGCUGUUGGUGACCUACGUCUUAUGAAUCCAAGUUUGAUGAAUCCAGUUUCCCUCGUUGAAAACCAUCCUUCUUGUCGGAAAAACAGAGAUGGCCAGAAGGUGCUUCCCAAUGGUCAGAGUUGGAGACCUCUAUUAUUGCUUUUAUGCUACUCGAUGAAGAUUCUCUCCGAGGCUGGUAACGUUUCAAAGACUCAGGAAACAGCCGAUAGCCGCAGGCUCUUUGGUUUUAGAACCCGUUCCCCACCGCUUCCAUACUUGCUGUCUUGGUUGCUGCAGUCACGUGCCCACCCUAAACUCCCUGAUCAAGGUGGGAUUGACAAUGGUGAUUCUGAUAUUGAAAUGGCUGACUUAUCUGAUUCUGAUGGAGAGGAAGGUGAAAAUGAAUAUGACCAGCUCCCACCAUUUAAGCCUCUAAGGAAGUCACAGUUUGCUAAGCUUAAUAAAGAGCAGAGGAAGGCAUAUCUUGAGGAGUAUGAUUACCGAGUGAAACUUCUGCAGAAGAAGCAAUGGAGUGAGGAGUUGAAAAGGAUGAGAGAGAUGAAGAAACGAGGAGGUAAAGCUGCUGAAAACGAUAAUGGCUAUACGGAAGAAUACGAUGAUGAGAAUGGAAGUCCAGCUGCUGUGCCUGUACCGUUGCCUGAUAUGGUGUUGCCACCUUCCUUUGAUAGUGACAAUCCAGCCUAUAGAUACCGUUUCUUGGAACCGACCUCCCAGUUGCUGACAAGGCCGGUCUUGGACACUCAUAGUUGGGACCAUGAUUGUGGUUACGAUGGUGUUAACAUUGAGAACAGUAUGGCCAUCAUCAACAAAUUCCCGGCAGCAGUUACUGUUCAAGUAACAAAAGACAAGCAAGAUUUCAGUAUUCACUUGGAUUCAUCGGUUGCUGCUAAACAUGGAGAAAAUGGAUCAACCAUGGCAGGUUUUGACAUUCAGAACAUCGGAAAGCAGCUGGCAUACAUUGUUAGAGGUGAGUCCAAAUUCAAAAUUUUCAAAAGAAAUAAAACUGCUGCUGGAGUGUCUGUGACUUUUCUGGGUGAAAAUGUGUCUACUGGCGUGAAACUUGAAGACCAAAUAGCACUGGGUAAACGAUUGGUAUUAGUGGGGAGCACAGGGACUGUGCGGUCUCAAGGUGAUGCUGCUUAUGGUGCCAAUCUUGAAGUGAGGCUUAGAGAGGCAGAUUUUCCAGUUGGGCAGGAUCAAUCUUCACUGAGUCUUUCUCUGGUGCAGUGGAGAGGUGAUUUAGCCUUGGGGGCCAAUUUCCAGUCACAGUUUUCUCUUGGACGAAACUAUAAGAUGGCUGUUCGUGCUGGAUUGAACAACAAGCUUAGCGGACAGAUCACUGUGAGGACAAGUAGUGCAGAACAGCUUCAGAUUGCUCUUAUUGCUAUUCUUCCAAUUGCCAAGACUCUUUACAAGAACUUCUGGCCUGGAGCUAGCGAGAAGUAUUCCAUUUAUUAAGUUAUUUUGCUUAUGCUGCUAGUUAAGGAGUAGACUAUGAGGUUUGUGUGAGGUGGUUUACGCGGAUUACGAAAUUGUGGCUUUGCAGCAAUUCUCAUUCCUCAUCAAGGUAUUGAUAUCUUAGAAAAUAAAUUUAAAUGGGCUGUGAAUUAGGAAAUCAUGUCUUUAGCAAUGCUCAGGUUUGCUGUGCUGGAUUAAGAGUUUCAGAACAAGGUUUUACAGUUCCCAGCUAAUCAAUUUGAAAUUUUGUUUGUUUUUUUUUUUUUAAUCAAUGACUAUUAAUAAUAUUGUAUGGUUAAUGUUCCCCUGAUUUAAAGAAGCUUUUUAACUCCUAAAAUUGUGGAGUUCAGUGUGAUUAAUUUAAGAUACUGUUUCUUUUU
Molecule: messenger RNA, 4691 nt
Organism: Trifolium pratense (red clover)
Lineage: Eukaryota; Viridiplantae; Streptophyta; Magnoliopsida; Fabales; Fabaceae
Product: translocase of chloroplast 159, chloroplastic
Exons: 2
Coding region: 208-4311 (1367 amino acids)
Biological process (GO): protein targeting to chloroplast
Cellular component (GO): chloroplast outer membrane
Molecular function (GO): GTPase activity; GTP binding
Source: RefSeq, a predicted model, not a curated record